Messenger RNA from Pocillopora meandrina, 614 nucleotides. The record is from the annotation of a GenBank genome assembly. Lineage: Eukaryota; Metazoa; Cnidaria; Anthozoa; Scleractinia; Pocilloporidae.
AUGUUUACCAAACCAUUCUUCGCUGAAAGCUUCAUUAAAUCAUACCCAGUUAACGCCAAGAACGAAAAAUUCUAUUGUUUGUCACAGCGGUAGGUAUUAAUGUUGACAAGGCAUCCGAUAGGCAAAUGGUAGGUUUCUCUUUUAAUUAAAAACUAAAUACAUAUUUCUGGGGCAAGAACAAUAAUUUUUUUCCUCAAUAACAAUAUUUCUUACAAGCUUACUCAUAUUCACAUUCAAUUUCUUCUUUUCCCUUCCAGACAUUUCCUUUUUGUAUAAUUUUUAUUUUCGUGAAGAGGUGGCAUUUUUAACGUCAACAGGAAAGAUCUAUAGGUUUUUAUGUCAUGUGAAUAAUGAAAAAGGUUUCCUGAUGGGCACAGACUUAGCUUUACGACUUUACUCAACACUGUCGAUGAUUCAUCAUCUCACUGAAACUAAUUCUGCUGAAAAAAAUUAUCCGAAUAAAAAAAUCGAUCGCUGGUUUGCUAGAUGAGAAAAAAAAGGUGUCGACGGGGGAAACAUGUAGGUAAGUCAGGGUUGGCAGGAUUUUUUUAAUCGUUAUUUUCCUAGAAUAUUUGCAUAGUGGCAGGUGCCCUGGAAUAAGAGACACGAACUAG